Cyprinus carpio (common carp) is the source of this 1580-nucleotide messenger RNA. Its product is annotated as R-spondin-2-like. NCBI's taxonomy places the organism in Eukaryota, Metazoa, Chordata, Actinopteri, Cypriniformes, Cyprinidae. The record is from RefSeq and is a predicted model, not a curated record.
UAGUACAUGAAUAUAGUACUAUAGUAUAUUUCAAAGUACUAUAAAUGCACAUUAAUGUUAAAUGUACAUUAAAUAUCAAUAAUUUAUAAUUUUUACAUUUUGAUGUAAAAAAGCAAGAAUUUUUCAAUAAAUGCGCUUGUUUAAAAGCAUGCUGUAAACAGCUCUCUUACUAAUAUUUGGAAGCAACAGUACCCUAAAUACCCAUGAAAGCUGUUUUAACUGGUUUGUUUGUUAAUAUCUGCUAAUUUUUUAGUCUAAUUCCUGCACUUUUGUGAAACUUUUGCUGUUUGUUAAGAUAGCCCCAUGAAAAACUGCAGAUGGCAAGCGCAAGAUGUAUUUCAUAUAUAUAUACACUCACUUUUUCACUCUUAUUUUUCCCCCACAGAUCUUUAAUGAUACCCUCAACUUUAUAUAAUAAAAUAAAAAAAUAAACAAACCCGACCUCAAAGCUCCGGAGAACAGGAAGGAGAUCUGCACGAUCCAGGGCACCAAAACCACAGCAAACCCCAAUCUGUAUUCCACUGUGUUUGGAAAAAUAAACCUCUUCUAAACCAUCUAAAUAUAGAGGAAUGAAAUAGUUAGGCUAAGGAUUAUGGGUGGAUAAAAAGGUCAAAAUUUGAGUUCUGCCUCAGGUAUGUGACAUUAAAGGUGGAAUACACGCGAAAUGACAUGCUGAGCACAAUUACUCAACAGCUGAAAGGUAAAUUGGACAGAUGUUUGUGGAGAUCAGGUGACGUGGGCAGGGUGAGCAUCAGGCUAUUAACCAUGAGUUUCCAUAAGGCAGAGAGGAGGCUCUCUCAUUCUGAGGCAGUCUUUCAGGCAGAUGUUACAGAACCUGUUGCUUGUCCAGAUGUAUUGGCAACUUCUGGCUCUCCUCUCCCUUGUUUGUCAGACGCUUAUAUUGACGUUAGCUGCAAGAAAACAAAGUGAGACCUGGCAACAGGACUGCAGGAGCUGUCUGGAGUGUUCGAAGGAAAAUGGCUGCCUGCGCUGCUCUGAGCGGCUCUUCCUGUUCCUGAACAGAGAUGGCAUGAGUCACCACGGCUCUUGUCUUCAUUCCUGCCCCUCUGGACACUUUGGCCUCCGAGGCAAAGAUCUCAACCACUGCAUGAAAUGCAAAGCUCCAGAAUGCGAGAGGUGCUUCAGCAAAGACUUCUGCACUAAGUGCAAGGGAGGAUAUCUGCUAUUCAAAGGCAAAUGCUUCAAAAACUGUCCAGAUGGCACAUUUCCUCAGUCCACAGACUGUGUUGAAGGCUGUGUGUUCAGUAGCUUUGGUUUCUGGGGUGAAUGGAGCCCAUGCCAGCAUAACGGCCUGAGCUGUGGUGUCAGAUGGGGGCAGCAGAGCAGGACCCGUGAGCUGUCCAGAAACACGCCUGAAGAGACAGACGCACUCUGUCCACAUCAGACUGAGAGCAGAAAGUGCAGUAUUAAGAAAAGGUGUCCAAAAGAUAAAAGGAAAAAUAAAAGGAGAGAAGGAAGAAGAAAGGCACAGAAAAAGAUGAAGAUCUUCGGGAACAGAACCAUCACAGAACCUCCAUGGAGAAUGUAAAGUUCUGGAACGAAAGAACAAUAUAUAUAAC